CGCAAAUUUCCCCAUAAUUAUAAUGGCCUCUGUCGCAACCGGACAAAGAGGGACGAGCAGAGCAUCGCGCAGCCUGGAAGAUACCAACUAGGGACCGAAUGGGGAAUUGCAGUCAGUCACUACUCCAGUCAAGAGCCUCUGUGCAUCAGGGAAGUCUUGUCAAAAAGUCCACUCUGGGAAUGGGACCAAAGACCUUCAGCAGGAGCAAAACGUGCCAGUUUUGGGAUUUCCCUCUUAAAAGACACUUCUUCACUCCAGGGGAAUAAUCUCAGCAGAGGAAACAGGUGGGAUAGCACAUUACAAAUGGGAUAAAAGAGCUAGAGAGGCUUGUGAAUUGCCAACCUGCAGCAUUUUUGUGGCUUCCAUGAAUAGAGCCUAGUUUGAUUGGGAGCUUUAUGACAUGGUUAAAAGUGAGGUGUGGAGAUCCUGCAGAAUACAAGCCUGUAUCUGAGCAUAAAGCAGCGGAAGUUGACAAAAGACUGUGAUUUGUAAAGGAGCGUCUCUGGGGCCCUGGUGUAUGGCGCUGGACGGUUUUGAAGCAGACACACAACUGUUCCUGUAUCCAUUUGGCUCACAAUGGCAAAGUGGUUCAAGGAGUUCCCCAUGAACUUGAAAAAUGGUACUGACAGGAUCCGCUCUGCCUCUGAGUCCGGAUCCCAGCCGAGACCCAACAAAGCCGGACUUGUGGCCAGCAUCGGUACCAAAACAUCCAAAACUCGGAAAACCUCCUCCUCUGACAGCCCAGGAGGAGUUGGAUCUCUGCUAUCGGGAAGAAAUAGGAAAAAUUCAGCCGUAGAUUUGAACAGAAGUGGUGGCAGCUCUCCACAAAAGGAUGGCAAAGUCUGGGACAACCUGCUCUCGAGGAAAAUGUGCAAAAACUCCAAGGCCGACCAAUCUGUUUUUGAGGAACAACAUCGGCCUCUUAAGAUCUCCUCCUCUGCCAAUGCUUACAUUGGCAGACUGAUCAGAGUGGACAAGCUGGACAAAAGCCCCAACUUCAAGAGUGCUGCCAUCAACAACCAAGUGCCCGAAGUUGAGAAAACAGCCCCCCAAGGCAAAACAGAGGUGGUAAUCAUCCUUGAAGACUAUGCCGACCCGUUUGAUGCUCAAAAGACCAGAGAGCAGCGUGAGGCGGAGAGAGUCGGUGAAAACGACGGCUACAUGGAGCCCUAUGAUGCUCAGCAAAUGAUCACAGAGAUCCGACGGCGUGGCUCAAAGGACUUGCUAAGGGUUUGUGUGUUGAUGGAGGGCAGUGAGGGGCCUAAAGAGGACUCACUCGUACCUCAGCUCUAUGACGUCCCAUACGAGGGAAGCACAGAGAAGAGUGACAAGAGUCCUGGGACCAGACAUGAGCUUGACCUCCGACCUCUGACUGAGUAUGAGCUGCCCUGGGAGUUCAAGAAGGAGCGCAUCAUCCGGUCUCUGUCAGCUCAGUUCGACAGCCCAGAGUGGCAGCACAAAGAUGAAACGCCUCACCUGACUCUCACCAGACAACCGCAGCACCCCCCCGCGCAGCAUCAGCACCACCGGCAGAAGAGCUGGACUCAGAAGAUGCUCAAGUCCUCUUCGUCCAACUCGUCCAGCUCUGACAGUGAGAGCUGCUGUGUCGACCCCACAGUGCCCCUUGAAAGGCAAAGCUGGUACCAUGGCUGUGUGACUCGCCAGGAGGCAGAGUUUCAGCUGCAGUCCUGUAAAGAAGCCAGUUUUCUGGUCAGGAACAAUGAGUCCGACAACAGCAAGUACUCCAUCGCCCUCAAGACGAGCCACGGCUGUGUGCAUAUUAUUGUUGCCCAGACCAAAGAGAACGGUUUCACGUUGGACCAGAGCAGCUGCGUUUUCCCGAGUAUCCCUGAAGUGGUCCAUCAUUACUGCACACAGCGACUGCCUUUCAAUGGAGCCGAGCACAUGACCCUUAUGCAUCCUGUCCCUCGCAACCACUGAACCAAACGACUCUAACUAAACUUGAUUAUUACAAUUAUUAUGAAAGUGGACUAGAUUUGUUAUAUGUAUGUGUGUAUUUUUUACUUUCUGGGUGACUUCCUCUGUUUUGAUUUUGAUGCAAAACACGCAGGCUACUGUUUUGCAUGAUUUAUGGAGGAAGCAUGUUACAUCAGGCACUUUUAAACAAUUAAAAUACGUCUUAUAGAUGAAUGUGGAAGAGAUCCACAUUAAGUUUUUAUAACAUUACCACCUGCUGUGCCUUUACAGACUCUAGUGCCUAAGAGGAAGUAGAUGUGUCUUUUUUUAAAAUUCACUUUUGUGCCCUCUUGUGGACAAUCUGGUACAUCACAAUCUCCUGAACAAACCAUCAUUCAUUCUGAAAAGCUGGUAAGAUUUAAUCAAUGACACACCACAUCAGACUAAAAUGCUCUUAUCUGUAUUUUGUGGCAGAACUAAGAAACCUUUUAAACUUGCCAUGACCACAGUGCCUGAAGGAGCGUCUCUGUUUUACUGUGAAUGAGGGUGUUGUCUUCUCUGUGAAGCAUUGAAUGAUUCAGAUGGAUGCAAUGUGCUUUAGAGGGGCCUAACA
This is a messenger RNA of Periophthalmus magnuspinnatus, 2530 nucleotides long. RefSeq names its product SH2 domain-containing adapter protein E-like. The record is from RefSeq and is a predicted model, not a curated record. Gene Ontology annotation, molecular function: phosphotyrosine residue binding. The transcript is spliced from 7 exons. Lineage: Eukaryota; Metazoa; Chordata; Actinopteri; Gobiiformes; Gobiidae. The coding region runs from base 577 to 1941 and encodes 454 amino acids.